AUGUCAAUUACGACAAUUCCUUUACGUCGUAUUACAUUGUAUAAGAAUAAUUUGGGUUAUUUUGAACGAAUAAUUGUCGAUACCCAGGUACCAAUAGUUCUGCAUGUUACUAAAAAGCAUAAACAAUUAGUGAUUGAUACAUUAUGUACAACAGUUGAUUCAGUAGUAUUCGAUACGGAAGAACACGAUAAACAAGUUAUCGAAAGAAUAAUGGAACAUGUUUUUACGUUUAUAGAUUUUGCUUCGGCAACUUCAUUUGCUAAGUUUCUUAACACAUGUAUUGCAGCUGAAGUUGUAUUGUCUAUUAAAGAUGUUAGUAAAGAACAAUCUGGUAAGUUAAUUAUACUUGAUGAAAUACCAACAGUACUCAAUCCGAAUUCAACAAAAACAACAACACAAUAUUUACUUCAAAUUUUGACUACAAAUGGAUUUAUUCGUCAUUUCGCACUUGCUUUCAUCAAUGGUAUCAAAUUUGUUGACUCAUAUUUACAAGAACAACUAGAAAAAGUAUUAAUAAAAAUUUUAGAAAGUCAUAUGCCAUCAAAUAAAGUAUCUUACGAAUCUGUUCGUCUUCUAUUCAAAAUGGAUAAUUUAUUACGGAGUUCUUUAAUCAUAACUGCUACAAAUAUGUCAGAACAAUCAUCUUUACUCAAAGUAUUCUAUUUCUAUGCAACAAAAGCAUGGCGAUGUUUAUAUCGAUGCGAAAUUGAUUCAUCUAUAUCGAUGAAGGAUAAUUUCAAGGUUGAUUUAACUUUGUUUGGUUCAAUUAAUAAUCUGACAGAAGAAGAUUGGACUCAAGUAGACCUUGUAUUUGUUGCUAAUGAACUUGAAGUUUUCAAGAAUAAUAAGUCAACAAUAGUGGCUACUAGUUGUGAAAAAGCAAGAAGUUAUGAGAAAAAACUAUCUGGCAACAUGUUAAUUUCUAUUAGAACAUUAAAAGGCAAAACAAUUACAAUACAAGUCAAUGCAUCUGAUACUAUUGAAAUAUUGAAAACCAAAAUUCAAGAUAAAGAAGGUAUUCCUCCAGAUCAACAACGUAUCAUACAUGCUGGAAAAGAAUUAGUAGAUAAGAGAACAUUGAGUGAUUGUAAUAUUCAAAAAGAGUCUGUUCUAUGUUUGCUUAUUCGAUCACGAAGUAGUUCAGUUGCUCGUCAUGAUGAUUCAAUCCUUUCAAAAGAUGAAAAAACGACUAUCAAUGCGAAUUUCAAAACAGAUGAUGAUGUUGGAAAUUACGAAUCGAUCGAUUCUAGAGAAAUGAGUGGUCUUCAUGAGCAUGUUGUUUAUACAAUUAAUAGACCUGUUACUAUUCGAUCACAUGAAAGUGCUCCAGUAACAAUUAAUAGAUAG
This is a messenger RNA of Rotaria sp. Silwood1, 1347 nucleotides long. The record is from the annotation of a GenBank genome assembly. Lineage: Eukaryota; Metazoa; Rotifera; Eurotatoria; Philodinida; Philodinidae.